CUGCGCAUAUCGUAGUAAAGCACUAUAGCGCAACCGUGUUAGAGAUGGAUACGUUUAUUCGAGUCUUUGUCGUGUUUUCGGUUGUUUCUUCUGUUUUAGGAGGAAACGAAGACCCUGGGUUUGAACUCUUCUUCAAGACUAACCUCGAGGAGUAUACCGAUUUCCCAAUUGAAUUUGAAAACCCUUUGCCAAACUGGCUUAAAGGGACAUUGAUUCGAAACGGUUUGGGGAGGUACGAACUAGGUUCUCGACGUUUCCUUCAUGCAUUUGACGCCUUCGGUAAACUAAGUAGCUGGAAGUUUUACGGCAAUGGAAGCGCCUCCUUCUCUACACGAAUGAUCGAGUCAGAUUUCUACAAAAAGUCCUGUGCCGAAAAAGACAUAACACCGUAUCUGAUGUUUGAAGGUGUAACCCCGGAUUUUUCCGAAGUGGAAAAAAUAGAGGCAUUGACACGAGGAAUUGACAACAUGAACGUGAACAUCUACCGUUUCGAAAGAAACGAAUCUAAAUAUGACUAUGUUGUUUUGAAUGACUUUUGGAAGGCGUACACUAUUGAUCCUUUGAGCUUAGAAACAAAGUCAUCAGUAACGGCGAAGGUUCCAUACAUCAAGGAAACUUCUCCAAGAUUUGGAUUUUUAAACCUUCUGUCGUCUGCUCAUCCUUUACCAGAGGAAGGAACAUCAAGUCAUUUGACGUUUUUGUCAAGUGUUAGCCUAGUACCUUUGGUGAAAAGUACAAUUUCUUUAGUAAGAAUUCACUCUUUACAUCAACGAGAGCUCAUUGCAAAGUGGAACGUUGAUACGGUACCGUAUAUGCACUCCUUUUCCGUGACUAGCAACUUUGCAGUCCUUUUUGCAAGUCCGUUUUAUGUAAAUACUUUGAAGAUGGUGAAGAAUGCGGAACCUUUUGAAAGUCUAGACUGGCACGGAGAUCAGCCUACUACAGUUUACAUAGUUAACUUAAAAACAAAAGAGCUCACAACUUUGGAGACAGAAAACAUGUUUGCUAUGCACCACGUCAAUGCGUUUGAACUCGGCAACCACAUUGUUGUUGAUGUGUCUUCCUAUCCUAAUCCAGAUUUUGUAGGAAAUCUUCAGAUAGAUAUUCUUCUCGAUCCUGCUAGACGGAACGGGUUCGAUCCGCACGCUUUGCUCAAACGUUACGUCAUAGAUAUGGAAUCUGGUUUAGUAGAACGUACUCACUUCGACUCUCCGAUCAACGUGCCUUUCUCAGCUAAUUUAGACAUGCCAGUUAUCAAUGAAAACUACAGACACAAAGAGUAUUGCUAUACAUAUGGAAUUGUCCUUAAACACGACAACAUGAGCCUGAGCAACAUCGCUUUAGUUAAGAAGAACAUGUGUGGUGACACGACAAAGGAUAGAUCCUGGAUAUUAAAAGGGCAUUAUCCAGUAGAGCCAUGGUUUGUACAAAGACUAGGCAGUGUCCAAGAAGACGAUGGGUUUUUAUUUGUUCCAAUUAUUGAUGGGAAGAAUCAGAGGUCCUACAUUGCUAUGUUAGACGCCAAAUCUAUGGAGCUCGUAAACAAAGCGUACCUACCGACAAUAGUGCCAUACAAUUUACAUGGGAGGUUUUUCGAAGACAUUGUUUAAUACUUGACGCCAGAAACGACCUAACAAUGAGGUUCUCAACCAAAGGAUACUUAAUGCAAAUAUCAGAACGUCUAUGAUAGCAUAAGGAGAGCAAAUAAACACUCGAAACGUUUAAGGCCUAAUUUGAAAGAAGGCCACUUUUGUAAUUAGGAAAUAUCUCGCACCGAACUUUAAGCAUAAAAUGUUGUUAAAUGUUUAAUACUGUCUGAGGUAAGAUAUUUAAAUGUUUGUCUGUAAAAUUGUCAUUGCACAAUUCUUAUCUCUUACUUUUGUGUCAAACAUUGAUAACUUCGAGAAUGAGUAUGAUGUACGUAAAUACUAUUGUAAAGAUAAAAAGGUUCAACCAGCGGUCAGUGAAAUAAGGCAAAUUUAUCAGUGUGUUAGUCAACGUUAUAAUCUUGUUAAGGCAUCUGAUGUAUAACGGUAACAAAAUGACGCA
Molecule: messenger RNA, 2049 nt
Organism: Mya arenaria
Lineage: Eukaryota; Metazoa; Mollusca; Bivalvia; Myida; Myidae
Exons: 3
Coding region: 45-1610 (521 amino acids)
Biological process (GO): retinal metabolic process; carotene catabolic process
Molecular function (GO): carotenoid dioxygenase activity; beta-carotene 15,15'-dioxygenase activity
Source: RefSeq, a predicted model, not a curated record